ACAAGAUCUGUGCCAAGUUCUCCGGCAGGACUACUUCAGUGGACUUGCGGUGCUGUUUAUACCGCGGACUGUGGGAAGGCGCGCACACUGGGGUGCCUUACCUGUCCGCACCGCCUGCAGCGCUGGGCGUGGGGAGGUAACGUGAUCGGCGGAGCGCCUGGUUUCCACUUACAAGAUGCGUGGGAUUGGUUUAGAGUGAACACGGGCCUGAAGGGUUAGGUUAUACGUCUAUUUAGAUUUUUAAACUUAUUUUUCGUCAUGAUGGCAACCGUGAUGUGCCCACCUCCGUGGUAGGAAACGCACACCGCGGUGUCCGGUGUACCGAACAGCGCUUUACAAUUGAUUAAUUGGAUCCGGUUGCAGAUGACUUCCUGUCCGUAGAUGGGAUUAAGCAGGACGAGGGGGAGAGCCCUGAGAGCUGAAGGAGGGUGAUGUGUAGCCGGUUGGCUGUUUCCACAAGCUCCACCCUGCCCCUUGACGGACAGGUGCCCGGCGUCCUCGGGGUGUCGGGAGCUACUGUAGGUCGCGGAGAGGAAAGUACGCCGGAGUUUCAGGGAGAGGCGAGGCAACCGGCCGACAGGUCUGGGGCGAGAAGAGUCUUCAGUCGCAGGUCGAAGAAGAGGGGCGAAUCGUGUCAGGUCUGUCUUUCUCCGUACGGUGACAUCUUGCAAGACGAAGAAGAAGAAAAAGAAGAAGACCAUGACCAUGAGCGUCGCCGGCUUGCAAAGGUGGAAAACGACAGGUGAAGACUGAGAGCUGCGUGCACUGUUGGGCAGAGCAGACGGGACUACGAGUGGGACACGGGCAAGGUUAAAAACAACAACAACAACAACAACAACAACCGGAGACACAGGCACAGACGUCGUGGCUUGUUUGUUUUGGCUUUUUUUUAUAAAAUUCCCAUCGUGGGUUUUACCCAGAAAAAAGCCGCCCUCCCGAUUUCAAUGGAGAGCAAAGCGAACGGGACACGCGGAGCGCACCGCGGCGAAGCUGACAGGAGCAGGACUACUGCGAAAGAUCGGGUGCAAAGGAUUGAUCCCUACGGCUUUGAGAGAUCAGAAGACUUUGAUUAUGACUCUUAUGAGGAGUUUAUGUCCACCUACCUCCAGAUCCUCACCAGGAGAUCCAUCAAGUGGUCCAAGCUCCUACAGGGAAAGAGCAAUGUGGAGAGAAACCUAAAAGUGAAGAGGUACGUCCGGAAAGGCAUUCCAAACGAGCACCGCUCGCUCAUCUGGAUGACGGCCAGCGGGGCUCAGGAGCAGAUGGAGAAGAACCCGGGCUACUACCGCAAGCUGCUGGAGGCCGAGCACGACGCCAAGCUGGUGGACACCAUCAAGACAGAUCUGAACAGGACUUUCCCUGACAACAUCCAGUUCCGCAAAACUGCUGAGCCCUGCUUACAGCAUGCACUGUUUAAUGUGCUGGUAGCUUAUGGCCAUCACAACAAGAAUGUGGGGUACUGUCAGGGCAUGAAUUUCAUAACCGGAUACCUGAUCAUCGUCACCAAAGAUGAAGAGAAGUCGUUUUGGUUGCUGGAGGCCCUGCUGGGACGAAUACUACCUGAUUAUUACACUCCUGCCAUGCUGGGCCUGAAGACGGACCAGGAGGUGCUGGGUGAGCUGGUGAGGCUGAAGGUGCCAGCAGUGUCCCAGAUCAUGGUCCAGCACAACGUCAUGUGGACCCUGGUGGUCUCCCGCUGGUUCAUCUGCCUGUUCAUCGACAUCCUACCUGUGGAGACCGUUCUGAGAAUCUGGGAUUGCAUGUUCUACGAGGGAUCAAAAAUAAUCUUCCGCGUGGCCUUGACGUUAAUCAAGCACAACCAGGCUUUAAUCUUGCAAGGCAAAAACUUCCCAGAUAUCUGUGACAAGUUCAAGGAGAUCAUCCAUGGGGCGUUUGUGGAGGACUGUCACGCGUUCAUGCAGAAAAUCUUUACAGAGCCUGGAAGUCUUUCCAUGACAACAGUCAACAAGCUCCGUGAGAUGUGCAGAGCCAGAAUCCUGUCCCAGGAACAGUGACUGCUUCCAAACUGAGCAACUAGAUGCUGUAGCAAGAUUCUUAACAUUCCAGUACAAUAUCUUUUGCACUGAGUGUAAAACUUUUACCAAUUUCCAAGACUGUUAGGUACCUGACCAGUUUACGGCCUUUCAAAAGAUUGUUGUACAAAAUCUGCACUGUAGUGUAUGAAUAGAUAUAAGUUUAACCAAAUGACUAAAUAUUUGAUGUGCACUGGUGAUUUAUGCUGAUUUUGACUAGUCUUAAGCCCGAGAGAGUACUUCUGAAGGGUAAAAAAAUCUCUAUAAAAGUUCAUCCUUUUUAAUCUUCAUGCCUCUGCACUUUACCUAUUUUAGAAUGUAAGAGUUCAUUAAGGAUAUUUAAUAUGGCAUUUAUCAACCAUUGUCAAUCUGUAACAUUGGGUCAUCUUUCUGCACUCUGCACUGAAGUUAAAUCAGUCCCUUCAGUUUAUGUAUCUAAAUCAAUCAGCACUGCUAGGGGAGAGAUCUUUUACUGUAUCAGUCCCAGACUGUUAUUGUAUAUUUGUUUUUAAUUGUUUUAGUUUGUAAAAAAAAAAACAUGAUUUAAGAUCUGUGACAUUUCUAUUCAGACUGCUCUUUUUAAUGUAUGAAAAGAUCGGGGUUGAAAAUUUUAUCACUUUUCAUAUGCUGUCUACAAUCGGCGAGGCAGUGACGAUUUCCUUUUAAUCUUUUAUAAUGGUGAAUCUGAUAAAUGUUCUGUAUUUUAGAUGUAUACAAUACUUGAAUUUUCUUCUCCUGAAUACUUAUUUCUGCAAAUGUAGCGUGACCUAUCAAAUAGGAUUACUUUUUUAUAAUGGAUGUAGCGCUGCUGAAGUAUUUUUUUUUGUAUUCAGUAGAUGUGUGCAGGGCACUGUUUAAGAUUUGUUUUGUAUAUGCAUUAAAAUUAAGUCAUGAA
This is a messenger RNA of Lepisosteus oculatus (spotted gar), 2928 nucleotides long. RefSeq names its product growth hormone regulated TBC protein 1a (gene grtp1a). The record is from RefSeq and is a predicted model, not a curated record. Lineage: Eukaryota; Metazoa; Chordata; Actinopteri; Semionotiformes; Lepisosteidae.